GGACAACAGUCUGCCCUUCUCCCUGGAGUGGUACGCCGGCGCCAAGGAGCGGCAGAGGCUGCGCGACGAGGAGCGCGAGAGGCUCGACGCGCGCAGGGUCCAGCUGCGUGCAGGGUGGACGGACCUCAUGGACCACGACAUCUCCGAUUGGAUCGGCAGGGUCGUGCUUUGCCUGCGGCUUCCGCGUUCUUUCGGGUCUGAGCUUGAUCGGGCGUUACGCGUCACAGGGCAUGGCUCCCUCCCCUGCGCGUUUCUCCAGUCAUUUGCAAGGAUGAUGCUUCACGCGUUGGGCGACAGGAGCGUUGUGUCGAAGAGUGCAGGAACGCGAGCUGCGCGCGGACAGGCAAACGCCACUCAUUAUCCAGUGUCCGCUGGACUAUCCCGCCACCGUGCCUUCGGGGCCUCCAUGGGGCCUCCUGGGGGUUUCAUGAGUGUCUGA
Molecule: messenger RNA, 439 nt
Organism: Prorocentrum cordatum
Lineage: Eukaryota; Dinophyceae; Prorocentrales; Prorocentraceae
Source: the annotation of a GenBank genome assembly